Molecule: messenger RNA, 1476 nt
Organism: Penicillium bovifimosum
Lineage: Eukaryota; Fungi; Ascomycota; Eurotiomycetes; Eurotiales; Aspergillaceae
Exons: 8
Coding region: 1-1476 (491 amino acids)
Biological process (GO): transmembrane transport
Cellular component (GO): membrane
Molecular function (GO): transmembrane transporter activity
Source: RefSeq, a predicted model, not a curated record
AUGGCAACGACUCUGGCAAAUCCCCCGGAUAAUGAAUUCAGGACGAAAGAAGAGCGAGAGUCGAUCCACCAUGAAGAACAAGAGCUAGAAAAGGGUACGCCCGGCACCGCAGCACCGGUAUAUGGCAUUGAUGAGGCUCAUCAGAAGAGAGUGAUUCGCCGCGUCGAUCUCCGCCUCCUUCCAAUCCUUGGGAUCAUGUAUUCCAUAUCCCUUAUUGAUCGGACCAACCUUGGGCUGGCAUUCGUGGCAGGGAUGGAGGAGGAGCUUGGACUUGACGUUGGAACUAGAUAUACCGUCAUCGUCAUGGUGUUCUUUGUGGCAUAUAUUCUUUUCGAGAUUCCCAGCAAUCUCGUUCUUCCCAAAGCUGGUGCAGCAAACUGGUUGGCAUUCCUUGGCGUUGGAUUUGGAGCGAUCUUGAUCGGUAUGGGAUUUGUCAAUAAUUGGGGUACAAUGGCUGUCUGCAGAGUCCUGUUAGGAGCCAUGGAAGCUGGAUUCUUACCAGGCUGCACAUAUCUGAUUACAUGCUGGUACACGCGAUUCGAAGUAGGCAAGCGACUGGCCGCAUUUUGGUUGGUGUCUGUUAUCCUGAAUGCCUUCGCUGCAAUCUUCGCAUAUGCCUUGACCCUCCUUGAUGGGAGAUACGGCCUAACAGGAUGGCGCUGGAUCUUCAUCGUCGAGGGAGCCAUCACUGUCGGUAUCUGUUUGCUUGGAUGGUUCAUUAUUAUCGACUUCCCGACUCGCGCUGGUAAGUUCCUGAAGCCAGAGGAACAAGCGUUUAUCAUCGACCGGAUCAACAACGACAGUGGAGACGCGCAUGAAGAUCCAGUCACCUGGGAACGUGCCCUUCAUCAUCUCAAGGACUGGAAGCUGUACGUCUGGGCGUUCCAGCUCAUGGCUUCCACUCUGCCUGGAUAUGCGUACAGCUACUUCAAGACCGUUAUCAUCAUGGGCAUGGGAUUCUCGAGCACACAGAGUCAGCUUCUCAGUGCCCCGCCUUACAUCGUAGCUGCAGGGUUCACCUUCAUGGGUGGGUGGAUCACUGAUAAAUAUCAAAUCCGCGGGCCAGUCAUUGCUCUUCACCAACUGCUGACGGCAAUCGGGAUGUUGAUCACAGCCUAUGGUGGUCACAUGGGGGUGAGAUACUUUGGAAUUUUCCUGGGUGUGGGCUUCCUACAAUUUUGUAUCCCCGGUGUGCUUGCAUUCCAAGCCAACAACAUUACUUCCCGUUCCAAGCGUGGAGUCGCAUCGGCAACCUGCCUGAUUGGCGGUGGCCUUGGAGGCAUCAUUGCCAGUGUCAGUUUCAAGUCUGAUGAAAGCCCGUAUUAUAACACAGGCAUUUGGGUGACAUUCGGUAUCACAAUGGUCAGUAUCUUCUUGACCGUUUUUAUGGAUUACUACUUUUGGAAAACCAACAAGAAGGCCAAGGAGACCAAUGGCCAGAUUGAGGGUAUGUCCAACUGGUAUUACACUCUUUGA